Molecule: messenger RNA, 1707 nt
Organism: Eruca vesicaria subsp. sativa (arugula)
Lineage: Eukaryota; Viridiplantae; Streptophyta; Magnoliopsida; Brassicales; Brassicaceae
Source: the annotation of a GenBank genome assembly
UCUUCCUCUUACUCUUUCUCUCCUCUCCCGUUGGAUCAUAACAACAAGACAAUUCAAUCCUCAUCCCGUCACUCUUUUCUGAUCUCUCUGAUAUUUUCCUCUUGUUUUUUUCGAGAUUUUACCAAAGACAAUUUUAAUAUUCGAUAAAGACAAAACACUUUUUUUUUUUCGGACAACUUAUUUUUGCUGUAAUAAAAAUCAAAACUGGGUUUGUAGUAAAUCGUUGCCACACGAUCUAAUAAAAUCCUCCUUAGCCAUAGAAAAUUUUCUCUUUUUUCUAUAUUUUUUGAGAGACGCAGACAGGGAGAUGAAUAUGAAGCACUAGUUGUGUUUGUGUUUUGUGCAAAAUCAAUCAGAUUAAGUGUGUGGGGUUUGUGGAUGCAACAUCAUCUUCUUUGCAAAGAACAUAAACGUGUGAUGCUAAUCUUUGGAUUCAGUGAGAAAUAGAGAUUGGUUUUGGUUCUUGUUAAUCAUGGAGCCUUACGAGACACGUAACAACAACGGUGAAGCUUAUCAGAUGGUGAGAUAUCAGACUUAUAACAACCAUCACAAUCCAAGGAUAUCAUCAUCAUCAUCAUCAUCAUUACCAGCAUUGCCAUUGCUGGAUUUGAGAGUGUUUUAUGUCAGAAUCAACAACUUCAAGGUGGAUGAUUCCACACCUGAGAUCCUCACAAUCACACACAUCCCUCUUGAUCCAGACUCUCUUCUUGAGAUCAACGGUGUGAGAAUGAGCAUCAACUCUGAAGGAGUCUCCUCUCAGUUAAGGAGAGAUCGUGUUGAUAAGAAAUCAGAGGAAGCUACUUUCAUCAGCACUGAUAAUAUCAGGUUAUCUGGUAGUGUGAAGUUUGAGGUUUGUGACAAGGAUGAGCUUGUUUUGUCUGGGACGUUGGAGAUGUCUGGGAGUAAUGGUUUCACAGGGGAGUCUAAGCAUAGCGUAAAGCGGUGGAGCAUGAAUUGUGAAGCUGAGAUUACUGCAGGGUCUGGUUUCUUGAAGGAGAAACAUAUUGGUUGUUCUGAGUUGUCAUCUCCGUUGCCAACUAUUGAAGUGUACGUCACUGGUUGCUUCUCAGGAACACCUAUCAUUCUAACAAAGACACUGGAGCUUGGUUUCAGAAAGAAGCAGAGUAGAACGAGUGCGUUAGAUUCGAUUCCUGAGUAUGAAACUGGUGAUUCUCAGAAAGGCAGCUCAUCUGAGCUUGAUUUUCAGGUCACAGAAUACGGAAGCUAUAAACAAGAUUAUGAAGGAGAAUAUGAGGACAUGUAUAUGGGAAGAGAGUACGCAGAUGGUGAAGAUGGUGAGAUGUCAUGGUUCAAUGCGGGUGUGAGGGUAGGUGUGGGAAUAGGUCUUGGUGUAUGUGUAGGUCUGGGCAUUGGUGUUGGCCUUCUAGUACGUACCUAUCAAUCAACCACCAGAAACUUCAGAAGAAGGCUUAUCUAACCUUCUCACUCAAAUCACCUUAAGCAUCUUCCCCCACUCCAUUCUCUCUUUUUUUGACUGAUAGUCUCUUAAUACCUAAUACUGUUGUGUAGCCAUAAUCUUUCUUCGUGUGGUUUUUAAUUAUUAAUCUUUGUGCCUUGCAAUUUUGAAAGGAACCAUUUGUCUUGUGUUUGUUGAGAGAUUCAGACUGAAAGAAACAAAAAGUUUGUUGUUGCUGGUAUUGCCUGCUUACUGUAAAUAAUUAAAUAUAAAUGCUUUUUGAGUGUACU